CGAUCAGAAUGCAUCAGUGACGUUUUAAAAAGCCUCGUCUAGUACUUUGGGACGGGCAGAAAGAAGCUUCUGCGAUGGACCAAACGAAAACGCCAGUUUCUCGGCUUCUCAACACAUCCUGCGUUGAGAAUAAGGACGAUCUUGAAGAGAAAUUCGAAAGAUGCUAUUUGGUACUGCAAAAUUUAACUGCAGGACUAUCAGAGAAAGAAGCGCACGACACAUUAAAUAAUGCCGUUUGUAAGGAGAAAACAUAUGAGGAGGUUUCAUUGGGAUUACUCGUGGUAAUUCUAUCGGAACCACAAAAUGCUGCCAAAAGUUACAGGGACUUAAAUUUGAUUUCAAAAGAUGGCUUAAAUAUUGUUUUAAGCCAUCUCAAUCAAUUAGUGUUGGAAAGAUAUUUACGAUUAAAUGAUGUCGCCAGAAAUCAAUUACUUUGGUUAUUACGAGAAAUGAUAAGAAAUAGUGUUGUGAGUGUUGAUACGCUGUGUUUAAGUUUAUUGAGGCACGCGGCCGGAGGCGAUACAUCGCCACGUAAUUUAUUUCUCGUCGAUGCUCUUUUAGAUGUUUUUCAAGAUAAUAGACCAUGGUUGGACAAAUUUCCCAUUUUAAUAGCAUCAAUUGUUUAUACUUAUCUUCGAUUAAUAGAAGAUCACAGUGCAGCACAUUUAUCAAGUCUUAGGCAAAAGGAAGUCACCUUUAUGGUGAAUCUCAUUCGAGAGAGAUUGAUUGACUGUCUAGUUAUUGGAAGGGAUCUAGUACGCUUAUUGCAAAAUGUCGCAAGAAUACCAGAAUUCGAAGCAUUAUGGAAGGAUCUACUGCUUAAUCCGAAGUCGCUUUGUCCAAAUUUUACAGGUGUAUUACAACUUUUACAAACAAGAACAUCGCGUCGAUUUUUACAGUCGCGACUCACACCCGACAUGGAGAGAAAGUUGGUAUUCCUAACGAGUCAGGUGCGUUUCGGCAAUCAUAAACGAUAUCAGGACUGGUUUCAAAGGCAAUAUCUCGCCACCCCCGAAUCUCAAUCAUUAAGAUGUGACCUCAUACGUUUUAUCGUUGGCGUCAUUCAUCCCACGAAUGAACUAUUGUGUUCGGACAUCAUUCCCCGAUGGGCAGUUAUUGGUUGGCUUUUUACAACUUGCACAUCAACCGUUGCAGCAAGUAAUGCAAAAUUGGCUCUCUUUUAUGAUUGGCUAUUUUUCGAUCCCGAGAAAGAUAAUAUCAUGAAUAUUGAGCCGGCAAUUUUGGUUAUGCACAAUUCAAUGAGAUCACAUCCUGCUGUCACUGCCACACUUUUAGACUUUUUAUGCAGGAUAAUACCAAGCUUUUAUCCAGCGCUAACGGAAAAAGUGCGUAAUGGUAUAUUUUCAUCAUUGAGACAAAUUUUGGAAAAAAGAGUUUUGCCUACACUAAAUCCAUUGUUUGACAGUCCAAAAUUGGAUCGAGAAUUACGGACUAAAAUUAGAGAAACGUUUAAAGAAUUUUGCCUACCACCAAACGCUGAUAUUGGUAAUAAGCUUCAAAUAUAUUCAGGUAAAAUGGAGGAACUUAGUAAAGAUCUAAGUCCAGGACUGAUGUUGGAGAAUACGGGGAACGCAAUGACGGAAAACAAUCAUGUGGGAGGUGAAGCCGAACCCGCCUUUAGCGAUGAAGAAGAAGAAAUGCCCUUGAGGAUAGUGACAAAGUCUGAAGAUACUCAUGACGUUGACAUCCCAUUGGCAAAAGUGAAACCAUUAAAAAAUGAAAAGAACGUGAAUUGUGUUUCAAAAAAAGAAGACAUAACAACGCAGUUAAAUUUAAUUUUAGAGCCCGAUGAAUUGAAGACUGCAAUAGAAAGUUUACAUGUGGAAAGUGAUAAUGAAUCGAGAUGCCAAACAAUGGAAAGGAUAGUGCAAAUGAUUGUUGAAGAUGAAAUUGACACUGAAACAAUACCGGCAUUAGCUACUUGUAUUUCUUCCAUUCUUACAACGCAAAUAACAGCUGACAUAUUUCCCGCUGAUAAUCUUAAUGAAGAAGCUUUUGCCGACAGUAUAAGUACACCACUAUUUGUUAUGUUUAGAAAUCAAUUUCAACUUUGCAAAGAAGUUGAUAAUCGAAGAAAAUUGUUAGCGAGAGUAUUAGCCGAGAUACAAUUGAUUCAACCUAGGAUAGGUUAUCUUCUCUUGUAUUUUUUGAAAGUCUGGGGUAGAGAAGAAGAGAAACGAGAAGGCGAACCAAGCAACGUAUUGAAUGACGUGAAAGCGUCGGUGUACAAGGAUUUUUGUUCUCAACGAGAGAAGAAAUUGGAUUCUUGUUUAGUAACUGAUUUAAAGCUCUGUCAUGAAGAUAAUAUACCAUUACUAUGUUACCUUGUACCUGAUGUUUAUACGGAAUUUCAAAAUGUAGCAUUGGGAAAUGUUAAUCUUUUACAUUUAGUUGUAUCGACUGUUGAUCCAUGUCAACUACAGGAUCUAGUGUGUCAAAUAAUGCAGGGACAUUUAAAAAUGCUUAAGAAAGAAUCCUUUUCAUCUCUAUUGACAGCGAGCUUAAAUUGGGAUACUUUCGAGCAAUAUUGUUUUUGGCAAUUAAUAUUUGCACACGAUUUUCCCAUUGACUAUGUACUUCCAAUUUUACCAAAACUUCAAUUUAAGGAAAAUGCCGAAGCACUCACUUCAAUUCUAUUGAUGCUCAAACAAGAAAAACCUUCGUUGGAAUUAUUGAAGCAAUUGUUUACGCGUCAAAGUGCGGACGGUGAUAUGUUUGUUGCGUCGGCACUUCGAUAUUGGUGUCGUGAUUAUGAAGAGAAACUUGGUGAACUUUUGGCAAAUUUAUUGAGUACACGAUAUCCUGCCACAAGUCCAAAUAAACGAAAGCGAACAGGACCAAAGCAAAAUCAACAGUCGGGUCCACCGUCUGGUGAACAAGUUCUUGGUCAUUUGGAUCAAUUGCGUCAGCAAUGUUUGUCAGCGACGGAAUUACAAUUAUAUCAAUCGGAGGGAAUGCAACGUGCACUACAACAAGCGCAAGCUGCAAGUAGUGAUUCAUUGAGAAAAAGUUAUGGUGAUCUUUUUGCUCUUGCUGAAGUUAAUGAAGAAAAUCAACCACCGCCACCACCACCGCCAACAAGCUCAUCGAGAAAACAUACGUCAACAUCAAUUGGAAGUAGUACAGCCAAGGAAAAUUAUCGACGCGCUGGUGCCAGUACAAGGGAAAGAAAUGCAUUCAAGAGACAACCACCACGUGACAGAAAUUCUGAGAGUAGCGAGCAAAGCAGUGAAGAAGAAGAAAUUGUGAAAUCAAAACAAGCGAGAAAGAGAAGAAAGACAACGAAAAAGAUAGAUUCGGAUAGCGACUGACCAUCUAGUGUCUUGAAAUGUCACAUGGACCACUUGAAGUGUGUGCAGAAAGCUACGCUAGCCUUAAGAUUGAUAAGGUAGUAUAAUAUACAUAAAUAGGUCAAUGUAGUGAAUCUUGUAAAUAACGUAUGUUGAAUUCGAUCAUGAAAGGUUUAGAGAAUCAAUUAUUAUUAUUAUUAUUAUUAUUAUUAAUUAUUAUUAUUAUUAUUAUGGAAAACAAUUUGUCUAUUGAAACUCUUGGAUUAUCAACUUGAAUUUCUCGACUAUUGUCCAUUUAUUUUUUAAGUGUUAAAAAAAAAGAAAGACUUAUUUUCAAUUUUUUCUAAAUAUAAAAAUUAAAAAAAAAUUGAAUGUAAAAAAAAAUGAAUUUGUCAACGAAAAGAUUGACUUGAAUAUUAUUUAUCAGAUUGGUAUUAUUGAAUACCAAAACUGUUUAAAAAAAAAAUUUUUUUAUUAGGAGUCGCUAUCUUUUCUUAUGACUGAAAAUAUAUUAAAUUAAUAAAUAAAUUUCAAUUUCAUUUAUAAUAACGUUAAUAAAUUAAAUCCAAAUGUCGAUCAAAAGUAGCAUAAAAAAGUAAAUUUUUAUUGAAUUAUUAUAAAAGUGAAAUUGUUUUGUAAAAAAAAGACAACAACAACAACAAUCUCAAGUUAAUUAAUUGAGAAUUUAAUGUUUUAAUGAUGUUUUAUCAUACUCAUGAAUUAAUCUCGCAAUUUAAUGACACCGUUGCUUUUUUUCUAUAAAAAAAAAAAAAUUAUUGUGUAAGAAAACAGUAAAUAAAAAAAGGGUCCCCUAACUGUAUUUUGUAACACCGAUGUACCUUGAUUCUUAAACUUGAAAAGCUAUCGAUCGAGUCGAGAGAAGAGAAUUUUUCUGAUUUCUAUUUUCAUUUUUGUUUUUUUAAAUAUUGUUUUGUAAAAAUUAUACUUUAUACAUUAUUUUUAAAUUAUUGAAAAUUUAUUUUAAAUGUAUAGAUUCUUUUUGUAUAGAGAUUUUAGUUUUUUUUUUUUUUAAAUAAUUGUCUCCCAAAAAUCACAUAUCCUUUUUUUUUUUUUUUUGAUAUUGAUUUUGGAAUAAAAAGUUUUUAUGAAUUGUAAAAUUCUUUUUGACAUUGAUCUUGAUCUGAUGAGCUUUCACUGUUGAAGUUACGUUUGAAAAAUUGUAUUGUACAUUUUCUGUAAAAUCAGUUAAUCCAAACUGGACAGUUACAUUUAUAUAUUAUGUAAGUUGUAAAUAAAUAAAUAAAUAUAUAUAUAUUAUAUAUAUAAAUAUAUUUAAAUAUUAAGAUUGCGCAAGCUAAGAUCAACAAUAAAUAAAAUAAAGGGAAAUCUCCCGUUGAUUUUUUUUGUCAUCUUCGAUGUUUGUGUUAUUGCAAAAAAAAAAGUUGAAAAUACGUUUCUCGAAUUGAAGUUUAAAAUAAAAAAAAAAAAAAUUAUAAAUGAUACUUUUUGACAGUUGUAGAAUUGCAAGAAUGAGCGUGAGAAUGAAUGAGAAAAAAGAAAAUAUAAUGUGUUUGAAACUAUACAGUAUAUAGGGAACAGUGGAAAAAAAAGAAAUACUACGAUCGAUAGCGUUUAAUCGAUCGCGAGUCUGUGUACAAUUUAUUCGUAAACGCGCAAUGCAAAAAACCUUGUAGUUAUGAUGAACGUUAUUACAAAUUUUGAUUUUUCUUUAUUUUUAUUUUUUUUUUUACUUUUAAAUGUAAAUAUCGACGAUAUUAUUAAAUGAUAUUUAGGGCCAUGAUCAUUUGGCAAGAAACUUAAAAAAAAAAAAAAAAAAAUUAAAUAGUUCGCGGUACCGAAAAAAAGUGUAAACAUUUAAUGUUUUUAACGAUCUUGUACACAUUCAUAUAUACAUGUAAAUAAUUCAAUACAUGGAUAGAUUAUCGAAUAUGAACAUUUAAUGUUUUUAACGACCUUGUACACAGGAUACACGUAAUUGUAAAUAUAUAGAGAUUACCAAAUAA
This is a messenger RNA of Leptopilina boulardi, 5296 nucleotides long. It is a transcript of the gene IntS3, whose product is annotated as integrator complex subunit 3. NCBI's taxonomy places the organism in Eukaryota, Metazoa, Arthropoda, Insecta, Hymenoptera, Figitidae. The record is from RefSeq and is a predicted model, not a curated record. Gene Ontology annotation, cellular component: cytoplasm. The coding region runs from base 75 to 3332 and encodes 1085 amino acids. The transcript has 10 exons.